Messenger RNA from Eubalaena glacialis (North Atlantic right whale), 6405 nucleotides. It is a transcript of the gene CLTC, whose product is annotated as clathrin heavy chain. Gene Ontology annotation, molecular function: clathrin light chain binding; structural molecule activity. The transcript is spliced from 32 exons. The record is from RefSeq and is a predicted model, not a curated record. Gene Ontology annotation, biological process: mitotic cell cycle; intracellular protein transport; receptor-mediated endocytosis. Gene Ontology annotation, cellular component: spindle; extracellular exosome; clathrin-coated endocytic vesicle. NCBI's taxonomy places the organism in Eukaryota, Metazoa, Chordata, Mammalia, Artiodactyla, Balaenidae. The coding region runs from base 462 to 5489 and encodes 1675 amino acids.
GGAGGGAAAAGCAGGCGGCUGGGGAAAGUGAUGAGACAAAAAGUAGUCCCUCCGAUUCCUCUAUUUAUCUGCCUGUCGCAGCAGUAAGCGAGGCCCUCAGCGCCCCGCGCCCCGAAUUCCUGCGCUCCGAUGCACCGCGGCGCUCCGUGGAGGAGUACAUAAGGCGGAGGGGGUGAGGUGACCUGGGCGGAGUUCUGUUGCCAGGAUCCUUCCGCAGGGCUCAGCCGUUUCCGGAGUCUGCGCUGCGCCCGGUUCCGCCAUUGCGGCUCUCGCGGACCCUGGAGCCUCCGCCCCCGACCUGAGUUCUUUCGUCUGCCUGCCAGUUUCCUGCGUCCCCGGAGACUCUCCUGCUGAGCCCAGCCUCCCCCCUCCCCCUUCUCCUCCUCUCCCUUGGAGAGCCCGGGCAGCCACUGCCCCGCAGCCCCAGUGACAGGAGGAGACCAUACACCCCCGACAGCGCCAUGGCCCAGAUUCUGCCAAUUCGUUUUCAGGAGCAUCUUCAGCUCCAGAACCUGGGUAUAAACCCAGCAAACAUCGGCUUCAGUACCCUGACUAUGGAGUCAGACAAAUUCAUCUGCAUUAGAGAGAAAGUAGGGGAGCAGGCCCAGGUGGUAAUUAUUGAUAUGAAUGACCCAAGUAAUCCAAUUCGAAGACCAAUUUCAGCAGACAGCGCCAUCAUGAAUCCAGCCAGCAAAGUAAUUGCACUAAAAGCUGGGAAAACUCUUCAGAUAUUUAACAUUGAAAUGAAAAGUAAAAUGAAGGCCCAUACCAUGACCGAUGAUGUCACCUUCUGGAAAUGGAUCUCUUUGAAUACGGUUGCUCUUGUUACGGAUAAUGCAGUUUAUCAUUGGAGUAUGGAAGGAGAGUCUCAGCCAGUGAAAAUGUUUGAUCGCCAUUCUAGCCUUGCAGGGUGCCAGAUUAUCAAUUAUCGUACUGAUGCAAAGCAAAAGUGGUUACUUCUGACUGGCAUAUCUGCACAGCAAAAUCGUGUGGUAGGAGCUAUGCAGUUAUAUUCUGUAGAUAGGAAAGUGUCUCAGCCCAUCGAAGGACAUGCGGCUAGCUUCGCACAGUUUAAGAUGGAAGGAAAUGCAGAAGAGUCGACGUUAUUUUGUUUUGCAGUACGGGGUCAAGCCGGAGGGAAGUUACAUAUCAUUGAAGUUGGCACACCACCUACAGGGAACCAACCCUUUCCAAAGAAGGCAGUGGAUGUUUUCUUUCCUCCAGAAGCACAAAAUGACUUUCCUGUUGCAAUGCAGAUCAGUGAAAAGCAUGACGUAGUAUUCUUGAUUACUAAGUAUGGUUAUAUCCACCUGUAUGAUCUUGAGACUGGUACCUGCAUCUACAUGAAUAGAAUCAGUGGAGAAACAAUCUUUGUCACUGCACCUCAUGAAGCCACAGCUGGAAUAAUUGGAGUAAACAGAAAGGGACAAGUUCUCUCAGUAUGUGUGGAAGAAGAAAACAUAAUUCCUUAUAUCACCAAUGUCCUACAAAAUCCUGAUUUGGCCCUGAGAAUGGCUGUACGUAACAACUUGGCUGGUGCUGAAGAACUCUUUGCCAGGAAAUUUAAUGCUCUUUUUGCCCAGGGAAAUUACUCAGAGGCAGCAAAGGUGGCUGCUAAUGCACCAAAGGGAAUCCUUCGUACCCCAGACACCAUCCGUCGGUUCCAGAGUGUCCCAGCUCAGCCAGGUCAAACUUCUCCCCUACUUCAGUACUUUGGAAUCCUUUUGGACCAGGGCCAGCUAAACAAAUAUGAAUCCUUAGAACUGUGUAGGCCUGUACUUCAGCAAGGGCGGAAACAGCUUUUGGAGAAAUGGUUAAAAGAAGAUAAGCUGGAAUGCUCUGAAGAACUGGGAGACCUUGUGAAAUCCGUGGACCCUACAUUGGCACUUAGUGUGUACCUAAGGGCUAAUGUGCCAAAUAAAGUCAUUCAGUGCUUUGCAGAAACAGGUCAAGUCCAGAAGAUUGUUUUAUAUGCUAAAAAAGUUGGAUAUACUCCAGACUGGAUCUUUCUGCUGAGAAAUGUUAUGCGAAUCAGUCCAGAUCAGGGGCAGCAGUUUGCUCAAAUGUUAGUUCAGGAUGAAGAACCUCUUGCUGAUAUCACACAGAUUGUCGAUGUGUUUAUGGAAUACAAUCUAAUUCAGCAGUGUACUGCAUUCUUGCUUGAUGCACUGAAGAAUAAUCGCCCAUCUGAAGGUCCUUUACAGACAAGGUUGCUUGAGAUGAACCUUAUGCAUGCACCUCAAGUCGCAGAUGCUAUUCUAGGGAAUCAGAUGUUCACGCAUUAUGACCGGGCUCAUAUCGCUCAGCUGUGUGAGAAGGCUGGCCUCCUGCAGCGUGCAUUAGAACACUUCACUGACUUAUAUGAUAUAAAGCGUGCGGUUGUUCAUACCCAUCUUCUUAACCCUGAGUGGUUAGUGAAUUACUUUGGGUCCUUAUCAGUAGAAGACUCCCUGGAAUGCCUCAGAGCCAUGCUAUCUGCCAAUAUUCGUCAGAAUCUACAGAUCUGUGUGCAGGUGGCUUCUAAGUAUCACGAACAACUGUCCACUCAGUCUCUGAUUGAACUUUUUGAAUCUUUCAAGAGUUUUGAAGGUCUUUUUUAUUUUCUGGGAUCCAUUGUUAACUUUAGUCAGGACCCAGAUGUGCACUUUAAAUAUAUUCAGGCAGCUUGCAAGACGGGGCAGAUCAAAGAAGUAGAAAGAAUCUGCAGAGAAAGCAACUGCUAUGAUCCUGAGCGAGUCAAGAAUUUUCUCAAGGAAGCGAAGCUAACAGAUCAGUUACCACUUAUCAUUGUGUGUGAUCGAUUUGACUUUGUCCAUGAUUUGGUGCUCUAUUUAUAUAGAAAUAAUCUUCAAAAGUAUAUAGAGAUAUAUGUACAGAAGGUGAAUCCAAGUCGACUUCCUGUGGUUAUUGGAGGAUUACUUGAUGUUGAUUGCUCUGAAGAUGUCAUUAAAAACUUGAUUCUUGUUGUAAGAGGUCAAUUCUCUACUGAUGAGCUUGUCGCUGAGGUUGAAAAAAGAAACAGAUUGAAACUGCUUCUGCCUUGGCUGGAGGCUAGAAUUCAUGAGGGCUGUGAAGAGCCUGCUACUCACAAUGCUUUAGCCAAAAUCUACAUAGACAGUAAUAACAACCCAGAGCGAUUUCUUCGGGAAAAUCCUUAUUAUGACAGUCGUGUUGUUGGAAAGUAUUGUGAGAAGAGAGAUCCACAUCUAGCCUGUGUUGCUUAUGAACGUGGCCAGUGUGAUCUGGAACUUAUUAAUGUUUGCAAUGAGAAUUCCCUCUUCAAAAGUCUUUCCCGCUAUCUGGUACGGCGAAAGGAUCCAGAACUGUGGGGUAGUGUGCUGCUGGAAAGCAAUCCUUACAGGAGACCCCUCAUUGAUCAGGUUGUACAGACAGCCUUGUCUGAGACUCAGGACCCUGAAGAAGUGUCAGUAACUGUCAAGGCUUUUAUGACUGCAGACCUUCCUAAUGAACUCAUUGAACUGCUGGAGAAAAUUGUCCUUGAUAACUCUGUAUUCAGUGAACACAGGAAUCUGCAAAACCUCCUCAUCCUCACUGCAAUCAAGGCUGACCGUACCCGUGUUAUGGAAUAUAUUAACCGCCUGGAUAAUUAUGAUGCCCCAGAUAUUGCCAAUAUCGCCAUCAGCAAUGAGCUGUUUGAAGAAGCAUUUGCCAUUUUUCGGAAAUUUGACGUCAAUACUUCAGCAGUGCAGGUCUUGAUCGAACAUAUUGGAAACUUAGAUCGGGCAUAUGAGUUUGCUGAACGCUGCAAUGAACCUGCAGUCUGGAGUCAGCUCGCAAAAGCCCAGCUGCAGAAAGGAAUGGUGAAAGAAGCCAUUGAUUCUUACAUCAAAGCAGAUGAUCCUUCAUCCUACAUGGAAGUUGUUCAGGCUGCCAAUACUAGUGGAAACUGGGAAGAACUGGUGAAGUACUUGCAGAUGGCUCGUAAGAAGGCUCGUGAAUCCUAUGUGGAGACAGAAUUGAUAUUUGCACUGGCUAAAACAAACCGCCUUGCAGAGUUAGAAGAGUUCAUCAAUGGGCCAAAUAACGCUCAUAUCCAGCAAGUUGGUGACCGCUGUUAUGAUGAAAAAAUGUAUGAUGCUGCUAAGCUGUUGUACAAUAAUGUUUCCAAUUUUGGACGCUUGGCAUCUACUCUGGUUCACCUGGGUGAAUAUCAGGCAGCUGUUGAUGGAGCUAGGAAAGCUAACAGUACUCGAACAUGGAAAGAGGUCUGCUUUGCCUGUGUAGAUGGGAAAGAGUUCCGUCUCGCUCAAAUGUGUGGGCUUCAUAUUGUAGUACAUGCAGAUGAAUUGGAGGAACUUAUCAACUACUAUCAGGAUCGUGGAUAUUUUGAAGAGCUGAUAACCAUGUUGGAAGCAGCACUGGGACUUGAGCGAGCUCAUAUGGGGAUGUUCACCGAGUUAGCUAUUCUGUAUUCUAAGUUUAAGCCACAGAAAAUGAGGGAGCACCUGGAGCUGUUCUGGUCCAGAGUGAACAUUCCUAAGGUGCUAAGAGCUGCAGAACAAGCUCACCUUUGGGCAGAAUUGGUGUUUUUGUAUGACAAGUACGAAGAAUAUGAUAAUGCCAUAAUUACCAUGAUGAAUCAUCCGACUGAUGCGUGGAAAGAAGGGCAGUUCAAAGAUAUCAUUACCAAGGUUGCCAAUGUGGAACUGUACUACAGAGCAAUACAGUUCUACUUAGAAUUCAAGCCACUGUUGUUAAAUGAUUUGCUGAUGGUGCUGUCUCCACGGUUGGAUCAUACUCGUGCAGUCAAUUAUUUCAGCAAGGUUAAACAGCUACCACUGGUGAAACCAUAUUUGCGUUCAGUCCAGAACCACAACAACAAAUCUGUGAAUGAAUCACUGAACAACCUCUUUAUUACAGAAGAAGAUUAUCAGGCUCUGCGAACAUCGAUAGAUGCUUAUGACAACUUUGACAAUAUCUCGCUUGCUCAGCGUUUGGAAAAACAUGAACUCAUUGAAUUCAGAAGAAUUGCUGCUUAUCUCUUCAAAGGCAACAAUCGCUGGAAACAGAGUGUGGAGCUGUGCAAGAAAGAUAGCCUGUACAAGGAUGCAAUGCAGUAUGCCUCUGAAUCUAAAGAUACUGAGUUGGCUGAAGAACUCCUACAGUGGUUUUUGCAGGAAGAAAAAAGAGAGUGCUUUGGAGCUUGUCUCUUCACUUGUUACGAUCUUUUAAGGCCAGAUGUUGUCCUGGAAACUGCAUGGAGGCACAAUAUCAUGGAUUUUGCCAUGCCCUAUUUCAUCCAGGUCAUGAAGGAAUACUUGACAAAGGUGGAUAAAUUAGAUGCUUCAGAAUCACUGAGAAAAGAAGAAGAACAAGCUACAGAGACUCAACCUAUUGUUUAUGGUCAGCCCCAGUUGAUGCUGACAGCAGGACCCAGUGUUGCAGUCCCUCCCCAGGCACCUUUUGGUUAUGGUUAUACUGCACCACCCUAUGGGCAGCCACAGCCUGGCUUUGGGUACAGCAUGUGAGACGGAAAGCUGAUCCUGUAGUCGCCUAUUUUCGUACCGAAACAUCGUCUCUACCCGCUUCUCAGUUUAUAACGGGGGAAAACAGGCACAUGUUCUUGUAACCUUUAUUUCAUGAAGGACUACUUUUUGUUUUUAACUGUAAACUUGGAUCACCUAUGUUAAAAGCUUAUUUCACAUUCCGCAUCAUUUUAGAAUUUAUUUUCAAAGGGGAAUAGUUUCAGUGUUUUAUUCACUUGGGCUUUCUUUCUUCCCCCUCAUUCUUUGAAGAAGUGCUUAAUAUUCAAUCUGUUGUGAAGAACCUGAUUUGCACUCUGUAGUGUUUAAAGAAAAAAAAAAAACUCUAAUAUUGAAUCUCUUAAAUUUAGUGUAUGUAAACAGCUUACAGUAUGUAUUGUCUAAAUGCAUUUAAAUCUUUUAUUCAAAGAAAAGCUAAAGCAGAAGUAUUGGUAUGUGACCAUGCAAAACUGUCAAUGCCAACAAAGACAACACUAAUCAGCAUAUCCUACACUGGAUUGCAGUGCUCUCCAAAUUAUUUGAAAAAUGCAUUACAGACAACUUGCCUGACUUUUAAAUGAGCGUAAAAGGCCCUCUAACCUAUGCAGGUUUCCUCAUUACACAUAUAGAAAAUGCUAGUGUGUUUUUGCUCACUUCAUAUGUAACAGGUGCCUUUAUGUUGUGCUGUAUCCUGUGCUUUUUUUGUGGGACCAUUCCAUUCAGGAACAAAGAGCACCAUGAUUCCAAUCUGUGUGUAUUUACUAACCCUUCCCUGAGGUUUGUGUAUGUUGGAUAUUGUGGUGUUUUAGAUCACUGAGUGUACAGAAGAAAGAAUUCAAACAAAAUAUUGCUGUUCUUCAGUUUUGUUUGUGGAAUUUGAAAUUACUCAAAUUUAAAAUAAAUUACUGGACUGUGGAAAUAA